Messenger RNA from Phyllostomus discolor (pale spear-nosed bat), 3238 nucleotides. It is a transcript of the gene RPS6KA1, whose product is annotated as ribosomal protein S6 kinase A1. Gene Ontology annotation, biological process: intracellular signal transduction; protein phosphorylation; positive regulation of DNA-templated transcription. The record is from RefSeq and is a predicted model, not a curated record. Bases 186 to 2393 code for a protein of 735 amino acids. The transcript has 22 exons. NCBI's taxonomy places the organism in Eukaryota, Metazoa, Chordata, Mammalia, Chiroptera, Phyllostomidae. Gene Ontology annotation, molecular function: ribosomal protein S6 kinase activity; ATP binding; magnesium ion binding.
GCGAGUGCCGCGGCGGCUGCGGCGGUGGUGGCUGUGUCGGUGCGGACGGCCCAGCCGGAGCGAGGGGGUCUCAGGGAGGGAAAGGCAGGGGCGCGGGGGCGCAGAACCGGGGACCCGGGAACCCCGGAGGCGGCGCGUCCCGGCCCCGCCCGCCGGAGGAGCGCGAGCGGCCCGGGGGCGGCGCGAUGCCGCUCGCUCAGCUCAAGGAGCCCUGGCCGCUCAUGGAGCUGGUGCCGCUGGACCCGGAGAAUGGACAGGCCUCAGGGGAAGAAGCUGGACUUCAGCCAUCCAAGGAUGAGGGUGUCCUCAAGGAGAUCUCCAUCACACAUCAUGUCAAGGCUGGCUCUGAGAAGGCUGAUCCAUCCCAUUUUGAGCUGCUCAAGGUUCUGGGCCAGGGAUCCUUUGGCAAAGUCUUCCUGGUACGGAAGGUGACACGGCCUGACAGUGGGCACUUAUAUGCCAUGAAGGUACUGAAAAAGGCAACACUGAAAGUGCGUGACCGUGUUCGGACCAAGAUGGAGAGAGACAUCCUGGCUGAUGUAAACCACCCAUUUGUGGUGAAGCUGCACUAUGCCUUCCAGACGGAGGGCAAGCUCUACCUUAUUCUGGACUUCCUACGUGGCGGAGAUCUCUUCACACGGCUCUCCAAAGAGGUUAUGUUCACAGAGGAGGACGUGAAGUUUUACUUGGCUGAACUGGCUUUGGGCCUAGACCACCUGCAUAGCCUGGGCAUCAUUUACAGAGACCUCAAGCCUGAGAACAUCCUUCUGGAUGAGGAGGGCCACAUCAAACUCACCGACUUUGGCCUGAGCAAGGAGGCCAUUGACCACGAGAAGAAGGCCUAUUCCUUCUGUGGGACGGUGGAGUACAUGGCCCCUGAGGUCGUCAACCGCCAGGGCCACACCCACAGUGCAGAUUGGUGGUCCUAUGGGGUGUUGAUGUUUGAGAUGCUGACAGGCUCCCUGCCCUUCCAGGGGAAGGACCGAAAGGAGACCAUGACACUGAUUCUGAAGGCAAAGCUAGGCAUGCCCCAGUUUCUGAGCACGGAAGCCCAGAGCCUCCUGCGGGCCCUGUUCAAGCGGAAUCCUGCAAAUCGGCUCGGGUCCGGCCCUGAUGGGGCAGAGGAAAUCAAGCGGCAUAUCUUCUACUCCACCAUUGACUGGAAUAAGCUGUACCGUCGCGAGAUCAAGCCACCCUUCAAGCCAGCUGUGGCACAACCUGAUGACACCUUCUACUUUGACACUGAGUUCACAUCCCGUACACCCAAGGAUUCCCCAGGCAUCCCCCCCAGCGCUGGCGCCCAUCAGCUGUUCCGUGGCUUCAGCUUCGUGGCCACUGGUCUGAUGGAGGAUGACAGCAAGCCUCGGACCAUGCAGGCACCACUGCACUCAGUGGUACAGCAACUACAUGGGAAGAACCUGGUUUUUAGCGAUGGCUACGUGGUAAAGGAGACGAUUGGUGUGGGCUCCUAUUCCGUGUGCAAGCGCUGUGUCCACAAGGCCACCAACAUGGAGUAUGCUGUCAAGGUCAUUGACAAGAGCAAGCGGGAUCCCUCAGAAGAGAUUGAGAUUCUUCUGCGGUAUGGGCAGCACCCCAAUAUCAUCACUCUAAAAGAUGUAUAUGAUGAUGGCAAACACGUGUACUUGGUGACAGAGCUGAUGCGGGGUGGGGAGCUUCUGGACAAGAUCCUACGGCAGAAAUUCUUCUCAGAGAGGGAGGCCAGUUUUGUCCUGUACACCAUCAGCAAGACUGUAGAGUAUCUUCACUCCCAGGGGGUUGUGCACAGAGACCUCAAGCCCAGCAACAUCCUGUAUGUGGAUGAGUCUGGGAACCCUGAGUGCCUGCGCAUUUGUGACUUCGGCUUCGCCAAGCAGCUGCGGGCUGAGAAUGGGCUCCUCAUGACACCUUGCUACACUGCCAACUUUGUGGCACCUGAGGUGCUGAAGCGCCAGGGCUAUGAUGAGGGCUGUGACAUCUGGAGCCUGGGCAUUCUGCUGUAUACCAUGCUGGCAGGAUAUACUCCAUUUGCCAAUGGACCCAAUGACACACCAGAGGAAAUCCUGACCCGGAUCGGCAGUGGGAAGUUUACCCUCAGUGGGGGAAAUUGGAACACAGUUUCAGAGACAGCCAAGGACCUGGUGUCCAAGAUGCUGCACGUGGAUCCCCAUCAGCGCCUCACAGCUAAGCAGGUCCUGCAGCAUCCGUGGAUCACCCAGAAAGACAAGCUUCCCCAGAGCCAGCUGUCCCACCAGGACCUACAACUUGUGAAGGGAGCCAUGGCAGCUACAUACUCUGCACUCAACAGCUCCAAGCCCACCCCUCAGCUGAAGCCCAUUGAGUCAUCUAUCCUGGCCCAGCGGCGGGUGAGGAAGCUGCCAUCCACCACCCUGUGAGAGGCCAGGGCAUCCAGGCUGCAGGGCAGUGCUAGCUCAGUGGAGGUGGCACACUUCCCGGAGAGAGCAGGCCUGAGUCACAGGGCCAGAGGGAGCAGAGCCCCAAGGGGCCCAGGAAGCAGCCAGCCCAGAUCACCCCGGUGAGGGUGUGAGAAGUGCCUUCUUCCCAAGAACAGACUCUUCUCAGCUCAGGCUCUGCUGGUUGAAAUCAAUUCACUGUACAAACUCUUACCUUUUUUAAGGAAAAAUGACAUCAACCACCAUGGAUUUCUACAAGAUCCAUUUGCCUUUCUGGGAGCAGAAGUAGCCAGUGCAGCCCCAGGAGGCACACUGAGUCACACUAGGGCUCUCUGUGACUGAGACUCCUUAGAGCAGCUUUGGGGUCCUAUCCUGGGAACCCCAUGAUUGGCCUUCUAUAGCCAUCUGCACCCACCUCUGAGACAGUCCAGCAUCAGCUUCCAGAGCCCUUGGUUGUUUAGCAGAACUUGCUGUAUCCCCAGUCAGCGCCUUUUCUGUACUGUUCUGCUGGGGGGUCUGGAACCACUUCCUGGUAGAGGAGAGGACCAAGGCCCCAUGGCUCCUAGCUCCAGGCACCAGCAUCCACAUCAGCCCCUCCACUGGGUCCCCUGCAGUUAAGUUGGGCUGCUCCCAGAGGAGGAUCUGGAAUGCACUUUUUAGCUGACUUCUGUUGGAGUCUGCCACAGGACAGAAUUCAUAGGAGGCCUCUGGGGUGGGUCAGGAGGGACAGGGGCUUUUUUUUUUUUUUUUUAAUUUUUUCCUCAGCUGGUAACUCAGGGUUCAUCUAUUCAUGGCCUUUCUAAUAAACUUACAGUUGAGUUGAAGCA